Molecule: messenger RNA, 1395 nt
Organism: Scomber japonicus (chub mackerel)
Lineage: Eukaryota; Metazoa; Chordata; Actinopteri; Scombriformes; Scombridae
Gene: pax8
Product: paired box 8
Exons: 11
Coding region: 1-1395 (464 amino acids)
Biological process (GO): anatomical structure development; regulation of transcription by RNA polymerase II
Molecular function (GO): DNA-binding transcription factor activity, RNA polymerase II-specific; RNA polymerase II cis-regulatory region sequence-specific DNA binding
Source: RefSeq, a predicted model, not a curated record
AUGUCCCAUAACACCGGGAGAGGUCAUGGGGGUCUUAACCAACUAGGCGGAAUGUUUGUUAAUGGCCGUCCACUUCCGGAGGUGAUCCGGCAACGCAUUGUGGACAUGGCCCACCAGGGCGUUCGGCCUUGUGACAUCUCCCGGCAGCUCCGAGUGAGUCAUGGCUGCGUCAGCAAGAUACUGGGACGUUACUACGAGACAGGCAGCAUCAAGCCUGGCGUGAUCGGUGGCUCCAAGCCCAAGGUGGCCACCCCAAAGGUUGUGGACAAGAUCGCAGAGUACAAAAGGCAGAAUCCCACCAUGUUCGCCUGGGAGAUCAGGGACCGGCUGCUGGCGGAGGGAGUGUGUGACAGUGACACGGUGCCCAGCGUGAGCUCCAUUAACAGAAUAAUUCGAACAAAAGUCCAGCAGCCAUUCAAUCUGCCUCUGGAUGGAAAAGGCCUGAGUCCAGGACAAACCUUGAUCCCCAGUUCGGCAGUCACCCCUCCAGAGUCUCCACAGUCAGACUCUUUGGGCUCCACCUACUCCAUCAGCGGCUUGUUGGGUAUCCCCCAACCCAGUACCGAGGGCAAGAGGAGCCACGAUGACAGUGACCAGGAGAGUUGUCGACACAGCGUGGACUCUCAGGGCAGCGGAGGCGUCCCGAGGAAACAGAUGAGAGUGGAUCAUUUCUCCGCGGCCUCGCAACACCUGGACUGCGGGUUUGAUCGUCACCACUACCCACCAGACUCUUUCAGCUCCGCCUCCGGUAGCAAGACAGAGCAGACUUUGUACCCACUGUCCCUCAUCAAUGGCAGCUUAGAUGAGGCCAAGACCAGCCUCUCAACAUCCAGCUCUGCCAUUGGACGGAAUCUGACAGCACACCAGAGUUACACCAUGGUGACUGAGCCCCUACAGUCCCUGCCGCUCUGUCUAAAACAGGAAAUGUCCCCAGAAGUGACCAGCACGAGCCCCUCCCCAAAUAUGGCGGCUGCAUCCAACCUGGCAUUUGUUGAGCUGCAGGCGCUGCAGAAACCCAUGCCUGUCAGCAACAGCUGCAGCAGCAGCUCCAACCAUUUCCCCAAUGCCUUCAACUCAUUCUCCCAUCAUGCACCAGUGUACGGGCAGUUCAGCAGUCAGUCUAUCAUCUCAGGGCGUGACAUGGUGAGCUCCACCCUGCCGGGUUACCCACCUCACAUCCCCUCCCCUGCCCAGACAGGAUACACCUCCUCUGCCAUCACUGGCAUGGUAGCAGCAGGCGCAGACUACACGGGUCAGUCCUACAGCCACUCGCCAUACACCACCUACAGUGAAGCCUGGAGGUUCACCAACUCCAGUAUACUGGGUUCACCCUAUUAUUACAGCUCAGCCUCCCGCACCGCUCCACCGUCUGCUGCAGCCUACGACCACCUCUAG